UAUAUACGUACUACUGAGAAAAGAAAGAUACGAGAAGGUUUUUACUCUGAUCAAAAGAGAUGACACAGUGACACCCGUUUACUUACAAGACAAGAUAAAAUAACAAUCAAGAGAUGGCAGCACUGAACCCCAACAACCAGCAACAAGCUGACAAGAGAAUAAUAGGAUUCGAUUGUGAGUUUGUGAAGCCACCACCUUCGGAAUACAUCCAGUCACAGUGCCCAGUUUGUCUUCAGAUCAUUCGAGAGCCCCACCAGGUCACAUGCUGUGGAAAGAGGUUUUGCAAAGCUUGUAUUGAGCACAUCAAAGCCAUUAAAAAGCCGUGCCCAACUUGCAACAGGGAAUUUUCAAGUUUUUCUGACAAGGCUUUAAAACAAUCUCUCUACAGUUUGAAAGUUCGAUGCAGCCAUCAAAAAGAUGGGUGUGAGUGGACGGGGGAACUGAGACAGCUUGAAAAACACCUCAACACAGAUCCACAGCCAGAAAAACGGUUUGAAGGUUGUCAGUUUGUUGAGAUUAAUUGCAUUUGUAAUUGCGGGGACCAACUGCAACGAAAGUACAUUCUAAACCACCAAAUUAAGGAUUGCCCCAAACGAUCAUUCAGUUGUGAGUACUGCCAUGAUUACAAGUCUACCUAUGAUGAUGUCACCAACAACCACUGGCCUGUGUGUGAGUCCUUCCCUGUCCCCUGCCCUAACCAGUGUGGUUCAACUAUCCAACGUCAAAAUAUAGACAGCCAUGUUGCCGAUGAAUGCCCCCUGAUCACCAUCAACUGUGACUUCCACCACGUAGGCUGUGCUGUGAAACUCCCUCGACAAGACAUGCCAGAACACCUGAGAGAGAACCUACUCACACACAUCUCUCUAUUAGCCACCAGUCAUGCAAAGCAACAAGACAAAAUCAACAGACUGGAAGCUGAGAACAAUACUUUAAAGAGCAAACAAGGACACUUAGAACAAAAUUACCAAUCUCUGAAAGCUGAAAAUAGAAUACUUAAAACUGAAUUGGAGCCAAUGCAACAACUGCUCAAGACUGCACCUCCCAUCGUCAACUCUAGACCUCUUGGUCCACUGGAGCCCCCUGUCCUUACAAUGACCAACUUCCAACAGCACAAGAGAGAUGAUGAUCAGUGGUUCUCCCCUCCAGUCUACACCCACCAUCAGGGCUACAAGAUCUGUCUCGGUAUGGACGCUAACGGCUGGGGCACUGGUAAAGGAACAUACGUCUCUGUGCACGUGUACUUCAUGAGAGGAGAGUUUGACAAUUCUCUGAAAUGGCCGUUUCGUGGUGUGAUUUCAUAUCAACUACUGAACCAGGUCGAUGGCAAGGAUCAUGAAGCACACACACUCGUCUAUGAUGACAAAAUACCUAACAAGUACUGCAACAAAGUGACAAAAGGAGAGAAAUCAGAGGGGUGGGGACACCCAAUGUGCAUUGCUCACUCUAAACUGGAGCCCAGGCAUUUACGAAACGACACUCUUCUCUUCCAAAUACAUAAAGUAAAACUGAAGUAGUUAGUGAGUGCAAAAUACGUACUUGUACAGACAAUUAUUACAAUUAGACAAUUUAUCUGUGUAUUGUAAUAUUUAGUUCGUACAGGAUUAUAUUAUUGUUUGCUAACAA
Molecule: messenger RNA, 1623 nt
Organism: Halichondria panicea
Lineage: Eukaryota; Metazoa; Porifera; Demospongiae; Suberitida; Halichondriidae
Product: TNF receptor-associated factor 4-like
Exons: 1
Coding region: 114-1514 (466 amino acids)
Biological process (GO): regulation of apoptotic process; signal transduction
Molecular function (GO): zinc ion binding; protein binding
Source: RefSeq, a predicted model, not a curated record